This is a messenger RNA of Pterocles gutturalis (yellow-throated sandgrouse), 1506 nucleotides long. RefSeq names its product lysine-rich nucleolar protein 1 (gene KNOP1). The annotation marks the transcript as partial. The record is from RefSeq and is a predicted model, not a curated record. Lineage: Eukaryota; Metazoa; Chordata; Aves; Pterocliformes; Pteroclidae. The transcript has 4 exons.
AAAAAGAGAAAAGAAGUUUAUGAGGAACCUGAACAGAAAAAGUUGAAAAGUAGUAGGAGCCAGACUGUCAUUACAAUUGAGGAAGAUGUUCAAACUGUCAUUAAAAGUAAGGAUGAUGGACCACUUGAGACAAAAACAAAGGUAAGGAAAAAGGAAAAAUCAAAAGAAGACGAAUGUUUAGAUGAAGUAGAACUGAAGAAGAAGAAAAACAAGAAAAGGAGAGUUGCCUCUCAGUUACUGGAAGAAGCACAUUCAGAAAGCUUUGUGAAUGUAGAAGGCCAUCUGGAUUCGGAAUCUCAAGAAGAAUCAGAAGAACAAGUUAAAAUUCUCAAAAAGAAGAAAAAAAAAGCCAAGGGUCAUUCCUCCGUAUCAUUGGAGAAUAAUCAGAGUAGUGAUGUGGAGUUUUCAAAUCAUCAUACAGAUGGUACUAAGGAAAAUGAAAUUGCUUUUAGAAAAAGCACAAAGAAUACUGCUUUGAAUGUGGAACUGGAUGGUGAAGUAACUAAGAAAAAAAAGAAGAAAGGCAUUUUUUCUUUAGCAUUAGAAGACAUCCAGGACAGUGAACAUAAACAGACUGAAAAAGUUCAUAAAAAACCAGACAAAUACAUUUCACAAGAAGAAGCUUUUACUGGCCAAACCCAUGGAACAGGUAUUAUCCAGAAUGAGGAGGAGAGUUAUGUGAGAAGAAAGAAGAGGAAGAAAAAGAAAGAUAAGCCCGACACCUUUUUACCACUAGCAGAUCAUCAGGACAAUGUCUAUGGAAUUCCUGAUAACCCCAUUGCAUUAAGGGACUUCAGAAAGAAUUUCCAGGACGUUACAUUGACAAAUAGAGAGGAAGAGGACACUACUGAGAACUCUGGAAGUAUCAGAGAGACCAAAAGGAAGAAGAAGAGAAGCAAAGAUGUUUCCUCCUUAACAUGUGAAGAUAAUAAAGACUUUAGUCACAGAGUUCCUGGUAAGCAUCUCCCUGCACAGCAAGAAGUUGAGUUGGAGGAAGAAGAGCUUUCUGGAAAAAAAAGCAGGAAGAAUAGCAAGAAUAACAAUGAAGAAUGUGGGGAUGACGUAACUAUUGUGCAGGAAAAAAAAGGAAACUGUGAUGAAGUUAACAUAGACAAGGUGAGGCGGCAAGCUCUGCAAGAGGAAAUCGAUAGAGAAUCUGGCAAAACUAAGGUUUUCAGUCCCAAAGUAGAACAGGAUGCAAAGUUUGGCCAGUGGAGUACAGCUGCUUUUAAAAGUUCUGAGGAACAAAUGAAGUUUUUUAAACUGAUGGGUGGCUUUAAAAAGGGCUCUGUGCCUAGCCAAAAUCUCUCAGCAACUACAAACAAACCGAAUAUGGCUCUGAACAGGGAAGGGGAGGAGAAGUUACAGCAGGCGCUGAAGAUGGAAUUUGAUAAAGCAAUGGACUUGAAGCAACAUAAAGGAACUGGUCUUGGAUUUCAGCCUGCUGCCAACAAAAAAGGCUACAUAGACAAAUACACAUCUAGAUCUAUAAAAUUUGAAGAUUAA